AUGCAGCCCAAAGGGCGAAAUUCACGCAGUGAAGUGUUCUACAUCAGCAAGAGUUUCAGAAAGGCUGUCACCCUUCCACCAGCACGGGCAUGGCGAGUGAAGGACACCGACGUUGCAGCGCGGGGCUACGUGCUGUGCAUCACAAAAUCAAAGGGACUGCUCUUCGACAAGAUGACCAACCUUGAGCCAAGGCUGAUUACCCUCACUCGUAGCGGGCUGCUCAUCAUUUACAACAAGGAGGAUAAGGGAUAUGUCGUGGACGUCAAGGAUGCCAAAGUGAUGACGACUAAGACUGAUCACUUCCGUACCAAACGACAGUCAUAUGUAAGUUGA
Messenger RNA from Ostertagia ostertagi, 333 nucleotides. NCBI's taxonomy places the organism in Eukaryota, Metazoa, Nematoda, Chromadorea, Rhabditida, Trichostrongylidae. The record is from the annotation of a GenBank genome assembly.